UUGUAUCUUCCUCGGAUUCUUUCUUUCUUUCUUCCUCGGAUUUAAAGGGUUACUUUAUGGGGGACAUCUCCCUUUCCGGACAUGUUAAGGAAGGAAUUACCUCUACCGGAGGGCUGGGAAGAAGCCAGAGAUGUUGAUGGCAAAGUAUAUUACAUUAAUCACAGCACUAAAACCACCAGCUGGAUAGACCCCAGGGACAGAUAUACAAAACCAUUAACCUUUGCUGACUGUAUUGGGGAUGAGUUCCCACUUGGAUGGGAAGAGGCCUAUGAUGCUCAAGUUGGGGUAUACUACGUUGACCAUAACAAUCAAACCACACAGAUAGAAGAUCCUCGAGUGCAAUGGAGAAGACAACAGGAGCACAUGUUAAAGGACUAUCUGGUGCUUGCUCAGGAAGCUCUAGAUGCUCAAAAAGAGAUUUACCAAGUCAAACAGCAAAGGCUUGAACUCGCCCAGCAAGAAUACAGGCAGCUGCACGAUUUUUGGAAACAUAAGCUUGGAUCUCAACCAAGUUUGGCUUCAAGUUCCUCUUCUAAUUCUAAAUAUGAUCCUGAAAUUCUGAAAGCUGAAAUUACUACUGCAAAGUCCAGGGUAAACAAACUGAAGAGAGAAGUAGUCUAUAUGCAGCAAGAACUACAAUACAAGGAAAAUGGCUAUCAAACACUUCGUCAGAUUGACCUGAAAAUGUCAGGAAACCAUGGUGGUUUUAAACUUGAUGAAGCUCAAGCUAUUUUGAAUGAAAUGAAAGCUAUCAAAAAAGCGAUCAGCUCAGGAGAAAGAGAGAAACAGGAGCUAAUACAGAGUCUUGCCAAGUUGAAAAAUUGUUUUGUCAUUGAAAAAGGAUCUCAGUCAGACCUCUGGACCAGUGAGACUUCUUUGGCUAGCUCCUGUCUAUCUUUGUGCCGAAAUGUUAGUUCCCAGACUGACAUUUCAGGAAAUCUCACUUUGGGAAGUAAUAACCAGUUGGCUGAGAAGGUCAGAUUACGGCUUCAAUAUGAAGAGGCAAAGAGAAGGAUAUACAAUAUAAAAAUACAGCUGUCAAAACUGGACAGUGAAGCUUGGCCUGGUGUUCUUGAUUCUGAGCGUGAUCGACUGAUCUUAAUAAAUGAGAAAGAGGAGCUCUUAAAAGAAAUGCGCUUUAUUAGUCCAAGAAAAUGGAGUCAGUCUGACGUGGAACGACUAAAGACUGAGAAGAAACAAUUAGAAGAAGAUUUGCAAGCUGCAAGAUAUACCCAAAGCAAAGCACUGACUGAAAGGUUAAAGAUGAGCAGUAAAAGGAAUAAUUUGGUUAGAGAACUGGAAGAGACAACCAGGUUAAUUGCAACGCUGCACAUGCAACUGAAAAGUCUCUCUACUAGCACUCAGUCACUUUCAUCUGGGAGCAGUCCUGGAUCUCUUGCUUCUAGUCGGGGAUCUCUGGUCACCUCUAGUCAGGACUCUUCAACAUCAGCAAGCUUUACGGAUCUGUACUGUGAACCUUUGGAUCAGUUAGAUACAGAAUACCAGAACAAAGUUGAAUUUAUGCUACAAGAAGGGACAUCAGGUUAUAGACCAUCUGACUCUAUCACCACCAUUCAUGAAAAUGAAGUGGUAAAAACUCAAAAGACAGAUUCAACAAACCGUGUCCAGGCCUUGAGGUCUUUGUCUGGUACUCCUAAAUCUGUGACAUCUCUAUCUCCUAGGUCUUCUUUUUCCUCUCCAUCUCCUCCUUCUUCGCCACUUGUAACAGGCUCUCUUUUCACUGGAGAUGAUUUCUUGAGCCAUAUGGACUUUAAAGAUUUUGAUUUAAGUAGACAAUUUUCAGAACUUGGUUUUGCUGCUGAGGCAGUAAAGAAGCAAGUAGAAGGAAGCUAUAAACAUGAAAUAGAAGGAAAACCUGUUGCACAAGGAGGUUUGGGUUACUUUCCAUUGUCUGGAUUGGAGGUUUCUGGUGUAUCAGCAGCAGUAUCAGAUGAAUCAGUAGCUGGAGACAGUGGUGUAUAUGAAGCAACAACGCAAAGGCAGGUGUUAGAACAUGUUGACUUUGAAAAUGAGGAUGCUGGAAAUUUGGGUACGGCGAGAGUCAAAAUUGGAAUGAAGUAUGAACAGAAAAAACAAGUGUUUGCUAUAUUUAUUAUUCAGCUAGAUAACUUACUUGCUUUAUUGCUACAACAGAACAAGACAUUAUAUGUCCGUGUUGCCAUUCUUCCCUGUUCUGAAAACACAAGCUGCUUGUUCCGUACAAGAACUGUGGAUGCAUCAGACAUUGUAGUGUUCAAUGAAAUGUUUUUGGCACCUGUAUCCCAUGCAGCGUUACAUAAGAAGACUUUACAAGUUGAUGUGUGCACACUAAAAAAACAUCGAGAAGAAUGUCUGGGUGGAGCACAAAUAAGCCUCGCUAAUGUUUGUAGAUCUGGUGAGAAAGAAGUAAAUUGCUACAACCUGUUGCGCUACCUAUACCCAAAGAAGCAAAAGCACAGCGAUAAGCAAGGAAUAAACCAUUCUGAAGAAAACACUGAAGGAAAUUCUGACUUGGUGUGUUCACUUUUAGUGCAUACUGCAUCUACAGUAGAUGUGGUAGGUGUUGAACCGCAGCAAGAAGACACUGGACAAGAUGAUGACAGGGAUGAUCAAUGGCUUGAAGUUGCACAGGAUGAAGAACCUUCUAUGGACAAUGAAGAAGAUAAUGAAUGUGAUGAGAAUGUACAGAGCGAUACAGAGGACCCUGAUAACCCUGAACAGCUGAGCAUGGAAUCUGCUGGCAAGAAGGUGGACAAGGAGACAAAUACUGAAGGGAUUCUUCAGUCAACUACUGUUGUGCGCCCAAAAGACAAAAAAGCGGCAAAUACAGUGCAAGCACAAUUCAUGAGAGGCAGUACCAUAAUCCGCUCCAAAACCUUUUCUCCCGGGCCUCAAAAUGAAUACAUUUGUCAUCUGAACCGAAGUGACAGUGAUAGCUCAACUCUUUCCAAGAAGCCACCUUUUGUCCGAAAUGCGAUGGAAAGACGUAGUAUGAGAGUUAAAAGGCCUUCCUUGAAGUGUUCUGGUAGAGACCGUGUAAUUCGUACAUCUCUGGAUCUGGAAUUAGAUCUGCAGGCUUCGAGGACGUGGCAUAAUCAACUUAUUGAAGAAAUUGCUGUACUAAGGGAACUGAAAGAACAGUUAGAGCAAGCCAAACGUCAAGGUGAAAAUGAGCUGCCUCAGCGGAUUAAGGAAGAUGACAGCUUGAAGCUUCUGUUCAGACAAGUGGAGAAACAGGUGCAAAGAAUAGAGCUGAAGUAUGAAGUGCAAGCCGAGAAGAUGAUGAGAGCAGCUGCUAAGGAUGUACGCCGCCUACGAGGACAAAGCUGUAAGGAGCCACUGGAAGUCCAAUCCUUCAGAGAGAAAAUGGCAUUUUUCACCCGGCCAAGAAUAAACAUUCCCACUCUUGCUGCAGAUGAUGUUUAAUGUUGACCAUAAAAGUAUUUUGUGUUACUGUUCUGAAUGCCACUACAGCAGAAAACACAGUUAGAUGUGUCUGAAGUAAUAUGUUGUGGCGUUAUGAAGGUACAGAGUUUGUUGAUAUGUGUUAAAUCUUCAAAGUUUUACGAGAAAACCAUUUCCUACACUAAUGAAAAAUAACAAGAAUUGACAGUUUAUUUUCUGUAUUUCUACGUUUGUACAGUUUGUAUAAUAAGAAUCAUAUUUUGUUGGAGGAGAAAAAAAAGCAUAUUUUACGAUCCACUGUGCUGUUCAAGAAAGAUGACUUUUGUAUAGAAGAAUGCUUGAGAGCUAAUAUUGCAAUAAAAGUAAUUUAAUUAAACCAAGUUUUACCCUACAACCUUAAUAAAUAAAAAAAUUGCCGUAGCCUAUACAUGGUACGUUCUACUGAUAUCACUUUUCUCAUGAAGCGUUUUAUACUACAUUUUAGGAGACCGUAGGACAAGAAUACAGGUUUUAUUACAUGUUAAGCUUUGGGCAUUAUUUGAGAUGCUGUAGUACUCUGGGGUUCUGGUGAAAAGAAAAAAAUGUUAAUCAAGUGACUUAUCACCAACUGACAAAAACACAUCCGCUUUAAGGUCAAAAUCAUCUUUUUUUUAAUAAAAAUCAUUU
Messenger RNA from Nanorana parkeri, 4071 nucleotides. It is a transcript of the gene WWC1, whose product is annotated as WW and C2 domain containing 1. The transcript has 24 exons. The record is from RefSeq and is a predicted model, not a curated record. Lineage: Eukaryota; Metazoa; Chordata; Amphibia; Anura; Dicroglossidae. Gene Ontology annotation, biological process: regulation of hippo signaling; regulation of DNA-templated transcription; negative regulation of organ growth. Gene Ontology annotation, molecular function: molecular adaptor activity; kinase binding. Bases 82 to 3426 code for a protein of 1114 amino acids. Gene Ontology annotation, cellular component: cytoplasm.